Amorphotheca resinae ATCC 22711 is the source of this 1183-nucleotide messenger RNA. RefSeq lists its product as hypothetical. The record is from RefSeq and is a predicted model, not a curated record. The coding region runs from base 137 to 1057 and encodes 306 amino acids. NCBI's taxonomy places the organism in Eukaryota, Fungi, Ascomycota, Leotiomycetes, Helotiales, Amorphothecaceae. The transcript has a single exon.
UGAGUCUUGGCCAACUUUGCGUGCGUUUUAAAAGCGCUGGAUCCGACCACUUCCAUCCAAGAACCAAAUCGCGUCGCGACGUCACCUCUUCAAACCGUCUUAUGAUGCCCAUAAGUGCCAUCACCACUUCUCAAGCAUGACUUCGUCAAAUACAGCCGCGCAAGACCAGCUCCCGUCCGGCUCCUUCUCACUCAACAUCUUUUCCAAGCAGCAGCCCCGCAAACUAUGCAAGACCAACUGCGCCCGCAUCGAAGUCAGCAUCCUGCAUCCCUGGUCUGGCCCGUGUGACGAUGAUCCGCACUCCGACCCCGAAGACCCGCUAGUUUCGGACCCCCGGGCUGCAGGGACCGCCGAUCCUCAGCCUUACGAGUCCGCAUCACGUGCUGCGCUCCCUACCGCCGCAUCCAGGGAUUCCUUCCCGUUCGUGCAUCUCCCGCUCGAGAUCCGACGGGCCAUUUACGCACUGUUGCUCCCCGCCGGAGUGCACAAAAUCAGCACGCAGCUCCCGCACAACGGGCUGUUCUACCGCCGUGAUGCGGUACCAGCGUACGCGACGCAGAGUUUCUAUCCCGGCCCCGCGCCGGAUCGGCUCACGACGUAUCAGGUGCAUUCAGAGACGCCUCCGGGCCAGAGACUGCAUCCUGAAAUCUUGGGCGUGAGCCGACAGAUAUGCACGGAGGCGGAGGAGGUCCUGUAUGCAGCGCCGGGAACCGUGUUUGAUUUCGGCGUCUAUGCCGAUGCGUGCUUGGCGUUUUGGAAGGAUCGCUCAGCAGCAGCGCGGAAACAUGUCAGGGAGAUACGGAUCGCGCGUGAGAUGCCCCAUGUCGGGGAUAUGGGCGCCGGCGUUGAUGCGCGGUGGGCCAGGCUGUGUGCGUAUCUGGAGCAGGAGAUGAAGGGGCUGAGAAGGGUGGGUUUGGAGCUCUUGGGGGCGGGCGAGGAGGUGGAAUGGAGAGACUGCGCAUUGAUGGCUGGGUUGGGAGAGUUGGGAGGGAGAGCGAGGGUCACGUGGUGGGGAUUUGGGGAUGAAAAGGGGGAGGAUGAUGAUAAGAUACCUUAGGUAGGGAGGUAGAUAGACGGGACAAAAGGUAGAAACAGAUCGUGGGAAGGAUUUAUUAAUCUCUGUAACACAUCACAGUCAAUAUAUCAUCAUACAUGUUGGGUACCUUACCUUACUUACCUCAUG